AUGGAUACAUUAAUCCGCGAAAAUAAAGUGCAUGCACGCCUGAUCAACAAUGCACUGCUCAACUUUAAAAAAUUGGGGAAGGCGAAUCACAGUCCUGCAGUGAUUCGCAGUCGGAUCAACCUGCUCAAGGAUUACUGGGCCAAAUUCCAAUCAACGCAAGUUCAGAUCGAGGUUGCAGCAACGGAGGAGGACACCAGGGCGAAUCCCUACUUCUCCAGCGACGUCUUCGGGGAUACGGAAGCAGCUUUCCUUGCCGCCCUCGACGCUAUGACGGCAGCCUUACCGACGGACUCCGAACCUGCAAGUAACCCAUGUAAUACGAGUACCGCUUCUUGUAAUCGCGAAUCUGCACUGUCGGUCAAGCUUCCUCGCGUCGAAUUACCUAAAUUCUCCGGGGACUAUACGGAAUGGGAAAAUUUUCGAGACCUCUUUCAGUCUUUAGUUGGCUCUAACGACGCGUUACCGGAGGUGCAAAAGUUGCACUAUCUUAAAUUAAGCUUAAUUGGUGAAGCGUCUCUUCUAUUAAAAAACGUUCCCACUUCCGCGGCGAAUUACGAGGCAGCGUGGAAACUAUUGACCGAUAGUUACGCUAACGAUCGCGCGCUCAUAACCACUCACCUGAAAAUGUUGUUCGACUCACCCCCGAUCGGAUCCGCAGUUCUAAGCGAUUUAAAAGUUGGACAAGGAGUCCCAUCGGGAGUGGGAGUUACGCAUGGGUGA
This is a messenger RNA of Osmia bicornis bicornis, 720 nucleotides long. RefSeq lists its product as uncharacterized. The record is from RefSeq and is a predicted model, not a curated record. Lineage: Eukaryota; Metazoa; Arthropoda; Insecta; Hymenoptera; Megachilidae. The transcript is spliced from 2 exons. Bases 1 to 720 code for a protein of 239 amino acids.